AUGCAUUGGGCCGAGAACCGGCUGGCUGACUUCAAUCUUUGGGAUGCUGGAAUUGGGGCAAGCGCUGGUGAUCCGAACUCACUUGAUCUCCGUCUCCACCAUGAUGUUUCAGCCCAAAAGGUAGUUACAGGCACUCUUAGUACACUGAUAGCAUGGUUGCAAAAGUGUAUAGAAUUGGCUUCGAUCUCACCAACGGACCGCAGACGGUCGGCCGAGGCAUCCAGACCAGAUGGCCUAUUGCUGCAAGCGACCUCGAGCGACAGACACGAAAGUGAAAACGGCGAACCAUCUAUCAGCCUUCAAGAAGCUAAGACCAGCGUUGAAGAAGUUCUCGACGUCUUGAUAGACCUUGGCAUUGCAAUCAGACAAGCUGGUGUGUCCUCGCGCUUUAUGAAAGCUGAUCGAGCACUGGAGCGACAGAAGGACGAUGGCAUUUAUUCCGAGCUCGUCAACCACUUGAGAUUCUUGCUUAGCUUAGGAAAGAUCCCACGUACAGCAACAAGCAAAGGUGAAGGCUCGCAUAUCACAGUUUCUCAAGACCAAUUGGCCGCAUUUGAGCAUUGUAUAGUCGACGAAUUGCCAGAUGAGCAGCAGGUCCUCUUGAACGCAAACAUUAAGCGGCAUCAUAGAUUCAUGCAUGCUAGGAAACGAGGAGCAAAACUAGGCCUACAAGGUGUUCGAUUAGACGCAUCAUCUGACUUGGAUAACCCGACCAAGUUGAUCCAGUCUAAACAGAUACAGGCCUCCAACAUCCAGCACCCUAUGUCUAAAACAUAUCCAACAACAGAAGGGGAAACUAGAGCCGCCCAAUCUGAGAAAUCUACCGCUGAUACCAAUCCACUAUCAGAAUUUCCGCCAGAACAAAUUCUCGACACUGCUGCUGUAAGGGCCCGCAUGGGCGUCCAGCCAACCGCCAUUGCUAGUCGGUCGGACUAUCCAACAGCCCCGAAUAUGAAACAUGACACCAAAGCCGUAUCCUGCCCAUAUUGUCUCUUGACUCUCUCGACGUGCGACAUCUCGGAGGGGCUAUGGAGAAAGCAUCUUUCAGAUGAUAUUCAACCAUAUACUUGUUAUCUAAGCAAAUGCCCACAAGACAAUCCCAUGUUUGGUGAAUUGCAAGCAUGGAAAGAUCACGUUUUCAAUGACCAUCAAGAGAUCGAUCUAUAUGAUCACAUACAACACUCACAUGCUGAGGUCAUCGACGAAGAUUACAUGUACGAUCUUGCCGCGGUAUCUCAAGUAUACAGCUCGCCAGCAUUGGACAUAUGCCCCAUUUGUUCACUACGCGAAACCGAUUGGAAGACCGAGAAACGGCAGGUCAACAAAGCAGACUACACAACGAAACGAAGCAAAAUGCAUGUUUUGCACAUGGUUAACGAUACCUUUCUAGACCACAUUGGUCAAUGCAUGCAUACGUUUGCCUUGCGGUCUUUACCUGCGCUUUCGAACGAUUCUGGAAACACCGACAUUGCUUCUACUCAAUCAUGCAGUUAUAUGACAGACAAAAGCUCUCUCUCGCUUCCGUCCCAAUCUUCUGAAUCUUCCACGCACACACGAGUUGAAGGCAGAACAAGUCUUACCGAGGCUAACUUACGAUCAACUUUUCGAACUCACAUCGUUGACAAUAUCACGGACUGGGCCAAAGGGGUUGUCAUCCCCACUGGAGCUCGCACCCCUAAGGUCCAGCCGACGAUCACGGCGCCCAGCACUGACAACGUAUUUUUCGACUUCCUCGAGCACGUAGAGAAGUGCAAGUUGUUCGCUAUAGCUGAAUCUCCACCAACAGGCACCAAACCCAUCGUAUCAAUACGCGCGCUUCAAACCUACCUUAACACGGACAGAGUGCGAAAGCUCUUGCUAUACAUCAAUAUUUCGUCCAACUAUGAGCGCACAGUCCGAGACAGAUACCUAGUUGUGUUUUCUGUCCUUCUUUCGAUACAUCGGGGUCCCUACAUAACGAGAUUCGUUCAACACGAUGAGCUGGCAGAUGCAAGACUGCCUUUUCGUAGCCGCGGCGAAUGGCCGGAAGUUUGCAAAGUCAUAUUCGAUGAAUUUUACGAGGCGCAGUGGAAGUUCUGCGCGAAACGGCUGGUGUAUGACCGAUUGAAUGACACGAGGCUACACGCGGACGAGAUCGUACCUUUCAGAAGAAAGGAUGUGCUGAAAGCGGGACCGGACUCGACUAUCUUCAAGGCCGAGUUGUUUGAGGAGUUUAACUACCUUUUUCCAGACGAACCACAUCCUCCUACCAACGUCUUCAUCCUGAAAUCGUGUCCACCCGACAAUACAAAGUUACACAACAACGAGGUAGAGGCUUACAGAACACUACUGAGCCACUCAAGUGGCCAAGAUGCGAUGCAAAACAUAGCGCGCUUCUACGGUUCGUGGAUACAGGGUGACAACUGUUACAUAUUGCGCGAAUAUGUUAGCGGCGGUACCCUCACGGAAUUUGCUGAACGUACUGAGCCACCGACGUCAGUGAACGAGAUAUUGAAGUUCUGGACAAACUUCAUACAGCUCAUAAAACCAAUAUCAUGCAUACAUCGUCUUCCCGAUCCGCACAACCAGCGUUCGUUCAGAGUAGGGCUUCACAAUGACAUCAAACCGGAUAAUAUUCUUGUGUCAGAGAUGAGCAGUAACAACCCGUUCGAUGUAUCUUACAAACUCAAGGAUCUUGGUCUUGCUGGUUUUGUCCUAGCGGAUGAAUCUAAUGAGACGCAAAUUCGCGAUGUACACGGCACGAAGAUGUAUAGUGCGCCUGAAUACUUUCGUGGUGAGAGGGACGUGUUCAGACAAAAAAGCAUCGAGCAAGUACACCCAAGCAAAGACAUUUGGGCCUUGGCUUGCGUGAUCAGUGAAGCCGCAGUAUGGUCCGUAUUCGGCUAUAGCGGGUUGAUCGAGUACAACGAACGGCGAAUAAAAGCAACCGCCAAUAUCCCAUCCCUUGCGGAAACAGGUUACAGUGGCUGCUUCCAUGAUACUACGAAAGUUCUUGAUGUUGUAGUGGCCAUGCACAAGGAGGUCUGCAAUUCGCGCCGGACCAACAUUGACAACAUCGUUAGCCACGUCGUUCAUAUCGUUGAUGGGAUGAUGGUCCAAGACCCUUCAAGGAGACCCGAUGCACUAAGAGUGUACGAAGACCUUACACGAGCUGUAGAGUUAGAGACACUACUCACCGGCCCUGCCUAUCCCCAAUACCCUUUGCCUGUUCAACUGACCCCAGACCGGCCAGUGGGAUUAGGUGUGACUACCGGCACGCCUUCCAUACGACUGUCUUACGAGUCGCCAGGGCAUCCAAUGCACCGUGCUCUAGAUAGACGUGCAGCGAUCAGUACAAACCCUCGCGCUCGUUCACAUUCCGGCGUCUUGAGUACUGAGGAAGAGAUAUCGAGACCAAGUGCUCACUUGGCGGCUUAUGAUGCUGCACAUGGGCCGCAACUGACUCGAAUAUCUGGCAUUAACAGCCCAGUCCCACACUCUAGCGCACCUCUCGGCCGGACAGAUCUUCCUGUAGCUUCUGUUAAUGAAGUUCUUGGUUACAUACGCAGAAAGAAGGCUGACUCGAGAACGCCUCCUCUACCAGGCCAAGAAUGGUUGAAAAGGCUACAUGGGAGAGAUCAGAUCUUUCUGAUCGAUGAUUCCGCAUCGAUGCAGCAACACUGGAGAGAGGUCAAGAAGGUCUUUGAAGCUCUUGCGUAUCUCGUUAAACUUAUGGGCCCGGACGGUAUUGAAUUACGGUUUGUUAAUAGUUGUGAGCAUGACGACCGUCAAAAACACCGUAAUGGACUCAUGAAGAACUUCGAGAAGGUAAAACCUGGUGGUCAGUGUCAUAUGGGUAUAGCACUCAACAAAAUCCUCCCGAAAUACUAUCGAAACCAGAUGGACAAAAGAUCAUUUCGGUCUUCGCGAGUAGAGGAGAAGCCCCCAGUCAAUAUCUACAUCCUCACGGACGGUGUUUGGUCGCAGGGUCAAGAAUGUCUUUCCACGAUUCAGGACCAGAUCACUCACCUAGUCAACCAUCUAUGGGAGACUGGUAGAUUGGAACAUGUUGGUAUCCAAUUCAUCCGAUUUGGAGACAAUGAGAUUGGAAGACAGCGCCUGGAUAUUCUCGACAACGAUCAGAGGCAGUACUACGAAGUGCCUAGAGACAUUGUUGAUACAGAGCCCUCCACUGGCAAUAUCUUCAAGAUGCUCCUCGGGAGUACCGAUGGUAACUGGGACAAACAAGAUACCGGCUGA
This is a messenger RNA of Alternaria burnsii, 4239 nucleotides long. RefSeq lists its product as uncharacterized. Gene Ontology annotation, molecular function: ATP binding; protein kinase activity. Gene Ontology annotation, biological process: protein phosphorylation. NCBI's taxonomy places the organism in Eukaryota, Fungi, Ascomycota, Dothideomycetes, Pleosporales, Pleosporaceae. The coding region runs from base 1 to 4239 and encodes 1412 amino acids. The record is from RefSeq and is a predicted model, not a curated record. The transcript has 7 exons.